GGAAGCAACAUGGCUAAAGAGUACGACUACCUGCUGAAGGUGCUUCUCGUCGGCGAUAGUGACGUAGGAAAGCAAGAAAUCCUAUCCGGAUUGGACGACGGCUCAUCGGAGAGCCCGUUCUGCAGUGGAAGCACUGCAUACAAAACAACCACAAUCCUGCUCGACGGCAAGCGGGUCAAACUACAAGUGUGGGACACCUCCGGCCAGGGUCGCUUCUGCACCAUCAUCCGGUCCUACUCCCGCGGUGCUCAGGGCAUCAUUCUAGUGUACGACAUAACCAACAAAUGGAGCUUCGAUGGGCUGAGCCGGUGGCUAAAAGAAGUGGAAGAGCACGCCCCGGGUGUCCCAAAAGUCCUGGUCGGCAAUCGGUUGCAUUUGGCCUUUAAGCGGCAGGUCGCGGCCAAACAGGCCGAACUGUACGCCUCCCGAAACAAGAUGGCCUGCUUCGAGAUUUCCCCACUGUGUGAUUUCAACAUCCGGGAGUCGUUCUGCGAGCUGGCCCGGAUGGCCCUGCACCGGAACGGGAUGGAACGGAUCUGGCGCUCGAACAAGGUCCUAUCGCUGCAGGAACUGUGCUGCCGGACGAUUGUCCGGAGGACCAGUGUCUACGCGAUCGAUACCCUGCCACUUCCUCCCUCCGUCAAAUCCUACCUAAAGUCGUACGCCCUGACCUCGUCGCAGUGUUUGAACACGUUCCUGCACCACAACACGGCGCCGGCGUCCAACGCCAAAAACUUCAAGUGCAAAACUCCCACCGGCCAUCUGAAGCUGCAUCGGAGCGGCAUAGGCAUCGGCAGCGGGGGUGGCGGGGCCAGCAGUGCCAUCGGAAACAUGCGAAACAGCUGCGUGAUAUCCUGAUUGACGUCGAUCGUGGCGUCGCUGCGGCGCCUCUUCAUCCGACGGCGGCGACGCCGGGCGCGGAACGACGGCGAUGGGAAUGGCGGAAGCCGCCGGAGUAGCCACCACAGUGCUUCGGCGGUUAUCAUCGGGAACACCACGGCCACCAUCACCGGGCGUCGAACGGUGCCGGUUGGGUCGCAGGGGGGCGGCGGAGGAGCGGAAGGGCCGGUUCAGCGUCGCGGCGGUGCUCGGCAUGGGAGGAGCAGCAGCAGCAGAAGCAGUGGGUGUUGUUUUUAGGGACGAAGCGUUUUUAGUAAGUACUAGAAAGUUUGUUUUCUUCAUUAACUAUGAUCUGUUUUUUUUUACUAUUAUUUAAUAGAAAGAGGGGUUGCUUAACUUGUUUGUUUUUUGUUAGGAAUGGCGCGAAUUUCUUGCUUUUGAAAUAUUCUUUUUUUUUAGUUAUUUUCUUUUUUUUAUGAUUACAUCAUUAUUAGCUCUGGAACUCCGUUGAAUACAGAUUGGAUUGACUUCAUCAUUAUGAAUUUAAAUGCAUGGGUUAGGGUUAAUUUGAAGAGAUAAUACAAGCUGUGUUUGUUGGUUUCUAUAACAUGUAUUUACACAGACCUACCAGAAAUUCUAAAAUCAUACGAAUGUCCUCCGGAAUUUCUUCUAGUCGUUCCCCCGAAGGCUCCACGGAGAAAUCCUUCAGUAGUUCUUUCGGGAGUUCCGCUAGGAGUUCCACUGGGAAUUCCUUCAGGGGUUCGUCCGGGAAUUUACCGUUUACAUUUUACCGGGAAUUCUCUAUGAUAUCGCCUAGGAAGUUCUCUUGGAGUUAUAUUGAAAAUUUCUCUUCUAGUUCCACUGGGAGUUUUUGUUUGAGUCCCUUCGGAAAUUCCUUUACGCGUUCCACUAGAAAUUCCUCUACUAGUUUACUACUACUAGGCUGUGUCCCAGAAGUGUUUCUUCGGGAAUUCUUCUAGGAAUUUCCACUGGUAGUUCCUCCAUGAAUUCUUCCGGUAAUAUCUCUUGGAGUUCUACUGUUAAAUUCUAUAGGAAAUCCAAUGAUAAUUCUCUUUGUGCUCUGCCGGGGAUUUCUAUAAGAGUUCCACUGAAAAUUCCUCUUGCAGUUUUUCGGGAGAGCCCUCUGGAAGUUCAUACGGCAAUUCUUGACGAAUCCUUCCCAAGAAUCCCUUUAGGAGUUUCUCCGGGUAUUAUCCUGGGAGCUGUUCCGAGAAUUCCACUAGCAGUUGCCCCAGGAAAUCAUCUAGGAGUUGUUCUGGGAAUUCCUCCAUGACUUCCUCUAAGAAUUCCACUGGAAAUUUCUCUAAAAGUUCCUGAGCAAAGUUCCACGGAAAGUUCUGGAGGAGUUUUUUUUUCGGGAAGUCAACUAAGAGUUCCUCCGGGAAUUUCUCUAGGAGUUUAACCAGGAACGCCUCUAGAAGUUCAUCUGGUAAUUCCUCUAGCAGUUCCAUUGAAAAUUCCUCUUGGAGUUCCAUUGAGAAUCCCUUUAGAAGUUUCCACUAGGAGUUCAUCUUUGAAUUGGUCUUGGAAUUUCCCUAGGAGUUCCACUAGGAAUAGGACAGAUCAGUGAAGUACUAGAUUUGUAGUAAUGAGCUGAAUUUUAGUAUGGUGAGAAGGUCAAUUCUCCGUUUCUCCAAUGAAAUGGUGCAAAAAGCGUGGGUAUUAUGAUUCCUUGCCUAAUUUGAUGCUGUUUGAGCAAAACUUUGGACAACAGUGUUGUUGUUUUCUUCAUUUCUUGCAACAUAAACAACAUAGUUAUCCAAAGUUUUGCUCAAACAGCAUUAAAUUAGGCAAGAAAUCAUAAUACCCACGCUUUUUGCACCAUUUCAUUGCAGAAACGGAGAAUUGACCUUCUCACCAUACUAAAAUUCAGCUCAUUACUACAAAUCUAGUACUACACCGAACGUGCCCCAUUCUUCUGAAUUCUACGAGGAAUAUCUCCAGAAGUUCUUCUGGAAAUUUCUUUAUAAGUUAUACAGGAACACUGAGAAUGCUGCUAGAAGUUUCCACUGGGAGCUCCUCUAUGAAUGCCUCCGGGAUUUCUGUAGGAGUCCUACUAGGAAUUUUCCGAGGCGUUCCACUAGGAAUUCUUCUGAGUUGUUCCGGGAAUUUCUCUAGCAGUUCCUCCGCGAAGUCCUCUAGAAGUUCAUUCUGACAUUUCGGAUUUCCUCCAGGAAAUUUUCUUUAAAGCUCCUGUAGGAGUUCCUACGCAAUUUUUUCUAGGAGUCCCUUCGGGAGUUCCUGUAAGAGUUAUGUCGGGAAUUCCUGUUGGAUUUUUUCUCGGAAUUCAUCCAAUACUUCCUCCGGGACUUGUUCUACAAGAACCUCCGCGAGUUUCUGAAGGAGUUGCACCGGAAAUUCAGUGAGAGUUCGUCCGGGAAUUCUUCCAGAAACUCCUGCAAAAAAUUCUAGGAGAACCUGUCAUGCUUAGAUAGGCCGGAUCGAAAGUCUUAACAUCCUAUGUGUGGAGAAAUUAUUGAAAUGGUUUUGGAAAAUUUCCAUGACAAUUUAUGAAAAAAAAAAAAGACAAUUCACAAAUACCUAGGGAUUCCCAAACACACUUCGAUAGAACGGAGCUUUAUGUACAGCGUGGUUUGAAGUAUCGCAUAGCUGAGGAAGUUCAUCCUGGAGGUUCUCUGGAUCAGCUCUUUCACGAAUUUCUUGGGAUUUUUUUUUCAGAAGUUUGCCAAAGAAUUCCACCAGGAAAUUCAGUUCCUCGGAAAAUUUUCAAGUUUUAUUUACGAUUUUCUUCGGCACAUUCCCUGCCAAUUUUCUUCAGGAAUUCACAUAAAUUCAUUGGCAAGUUCCUGGGCAAUUUCAACAGGAGAUUCUCUGCAAAUUAAGUUUUCCUUGGUAGUUUCUUGGAUGAAUUCUUAGGGAAAGUUUUUUAGAGUUUCGUAGGAACUCAUGAAGUGUACAUUUCUGCAGUCUUGUUGAGUUUUGAAAUUGGUUUUCAGUAUAUUUCUAAAAAAUAUUCGGCCUCUGUUCCUCGAGAAAUUGCUCGAGUAGCUCCUGUGGAAUCUUCAUCACAUUUUUUUUUGGAGUAUGGUGACAAAAUUGUGCUAGGGAAAUGUCAGGAUUUUACAAAUUCAUGUCUUAACCUACUUAGAAUUUUGUCUCGAAGUUCCUCAGUAUCUAGUUUUUAUGAUUUUUCCUGUAUUUGAACGAAUUUCUUUGGGAUCUUGGUAACGGUCCCCGAGGGGUACAUCAGGAAUUUCAAACUAUGGUUUCAUAAAACAAUAAAUACUUGUAGAGUUCUUCGAGUAUUUCUAACCAUUUUUUUCACACAUUCCCUGAUAAUUUCUUUCAGAAGAUUCACUUGAAAAUGUCUGCAGAAAUUCACGGGGAAAUUUCUGCAGGAGCUUUUCGGAAAAAGUCCGCAAGUAUUCCUUAGUAGGCUCCUCUGUGAAUUCAUAGGGAAAGUUUUACACAGCUUCUCAGGAAAUCGUGCAUUACCAAUUUCUUUGGCAGUUGCUUAUAAAAUUCUUCCCGGAGGUUAUCUGUAAUUCCUCCUCACUAAAGCCCUAAAAAAAUCAGGCAAUAGUUCGAAACAGAAACAGUUCGAACAGAAAUUCGUCUCGAAGUUCCUUGAGAAUUUGACUUCAUAUGUUGCCUUCACGACGUUUCUACAUGAAUUCCUUUAGGAUCUUCUUUAUGGUUACUAAGAAAGGAUUCACAAUGAAGAUUUAUGAGGAAAUUUAAGUUUAGCUGCAAUUUCUCUAGUAGUUUAUCCAAUGAAUUUUCGAUCUACUUUUACAAGCAAUUCUUAACUCUUGUAUCCUGCGUUUCGUUUUUGCGUAAUUUCAAGAUGUUUAUCUAUAACAUUUUCUAAGAUCUGUUUUGAUUUUUUGAAUGAUGAACAGAAAGAACAUCUGAAAAAUGUAGAGAAAUGCUUAUUUAAACAUUUUUUAUAUACUUUCGUUGAAAUGAUCUUUAAGAAGAAAUAUUUUAUACUAGAAAUAGUAAGCUUUAUGCUGAAGUAUCUUAAAACUAGAAAAGUUCAUCGGGCGAAUUUUUCGGCAAUAAAUUCAACAGUUUUCUGUGAAAUUCUCUAUGGUCCACUGCACGAAUUUAUGCUGGCCUGCUUACUCUCACGCGAAAUUUGACGUUUGAGCGGUGCCGACACCGCUCAAACGUCAAAUUUCACGUGAGAGAAAGCAGGCUAGAAUAAAUUCUGGCAGUGGACCAUAGAUUUCCUUAAGAAAUAUCCGCAAGAGCUUUUUGAUCAGUUCUGAAAGAUGCUCCCAGGGGAAUUUCUUCAGUCAAUGUACAAGUUUCCCGAAAGUUAUCAAAGUAGUCUCUUGUCAUUUACCAAAGAAUUUCCCGAACAAUUCCAGUUAAAGAUUCUCUGCAUCUUCCUUAGAUAUUUUUCGAAGAAAUUUCUCGAAGAUGUCUUGGCAAUGUCCCUUAGGAAUAUCACGGGUCUCAUAGUUUCUCUGAAAUUUCCUUCCGAAGUUCUUCAGAAAUUCGCUCCAGGUGUCCUUCGAUAAAACCAUCCAGAAAUUCUGCUGGAAAUUUCUCAAAACAAUCGUCUCGAAAUUUCUCCAGAAGUAUCUGGAAAAGUUCCUUUAGAAGUUCAUCUGAAAAUUCCUUCAGGAAUUACACAGGGAGUUUCAGUAAGAGUUACUCGGAAAGCUUAUCAUGGUUUUCCUGGAAAAUGCCUCCAGAACCUCCUGGGAAAAUUUCUCAAGAAAAUUACUAUAAAAUCCCCUCUAAAAUUUUUUAAGUAUUCCUCCAGCAGUUUUUUUUUCUAUAAUUUCUUUCGAAAUUCCUCCAAAUAACUCCUGGAGUUUCAUAGAACUUUCAGUAUUCAGUCUGUUUCUUGGGACAUAUCCGCACAAAUUCCUCGGGGAUUUGUUCCAGAAAUUAAACGAAAAAAAUAUUAAAAAGCUUCAAGAAAACUUCCUCUUAAAAUCGCUCCUAGAACUCUUCCAAGAGGGCCCCAAUAAAUUCUUCCAGGAGUUUUUCGAGCAAUUUCUCCGGAAGUACUUUGGGAAGUUCCUACAGUAGCUUCUCGGGAAAUUGCUUCAGGUUGUUCUCAGAAAAAUCAAGACAAUUAUUUCAGAAGUUUCUAUGGAACUCCUUCCUCGAGAAUUUCUUCUUGUAGUUUUAUGGGAAAAUCUUCUUAAAAUCAUCCAGGAAAGCAAUUGGAAAGUUUCUUGGGAUCUUUUAAAUCUUUUUAGCCUUGAAGCAAGUUCUUUACUUGUUAUUCGAAAAUUGUCUGCAGGGAUUCACGAUCAGGAGUUGCAGAGAACUUCUUUAAUAGUUCAUCUAUGAAUUCUCUUGUAUUUAUUAAAGAAAUUCCACCAAUUCCUUGGAAAACACUUUCUUGAAUUCUUCGGGAAAUCCCCUGGGGACAACCUCUUUAAGUUCCUUUAGAAAUCCCUCGGGAGUAAAAAAAAAUCCUUCUAAAGUUAUUCAGAGAACUUCAGCAGUGGUUGCUGCAGAAAUUUCUAUGCAAUAUCUUCAGAUACUACUCUGAAAGUUAUUUCAUGAGUUUCUUGAGAAAUCACUCGAAGAAUUUCUUGGAAGAAAUUCCCUGAAGAGAAGUUUCUUCAGGACAACAAAAAUUCCUUCAAAAGUUACUUGGCGGAUUUUUUUUCCCGAAGAACUGGAGCUUUCUCCAGGAGUUCCUCAGGGAAUCUCUGGCAAAUUCUUUCAGGAGCUCAAAAAUCACUCAAAUAGUUUCUUGGAAAUUUUCUCCAUGAAUAUCUUCGAAGAUUGCAACUGGAAUUCUUAGGGUAAUCUCUCUUAGAAGUAAUCGGGAAAUCUACUAAAAGUUUGUCAGAACAGGAAUUUCAGGAAUUAUUCGAGAGAAUCUUCCGUUAUAUAUUCGGGAAGUUCUUCGGGAGUUGCUAAGGAAAUUCCUCCUGGAGUUCCUUGAGAAAUUUCUUCAAGAAAAGUUCCUUUUCCUUACCUGAAGAAAUCCAUAGAUAAAUUCCUCUGGAACAACUCUGAAAGUUCCUCCACGAGUUCGCCAGUAAAUUCCUCCAGGAAUUAUUCGGUAACUAACUCCAAGAAUUCCUCUAGGAGUUGGUGAGGGAUUUCUCGGAAGAGGGAUGGACAUUUCUUCUGGGAUUCCUUGGGAGAUUCCAGCUGGAGUUCCUAGGGUAAUCUUUCGUAGAGAAAAAUCUACUAGAAGUUUCAGAAACUGCAGAAACUUCUUCAGGCGUUCCGCGAAUUCGUCCGGAAAUCUCUCCAGGAGUUCCUCAGGAAAUUCCUUUAUGAAAUGCUUAGGAAAUUCAUCCCAGAGCUCCUCGGAGAAUUCAGCAUUAGUCGCUGGAGAAAUUCUUGAAGAUAUUCUUUUAGAGCUACUCUGAAUGCUCCUUCAUGAGUUCACCAGGAAAUUUUCCCAGGAGAUAUUCGGGAAAUAUCUCGAAGAAGUUCACCAGCACUUGCUUGGGAGUUCCUCAGAAAGUUUAUUGGGAAUUAUCUUCAUGGAUUUAUUGGAGGGUGCUAGCUGGAGUUCCUAGGAUAUUCUCACCUAGACUUAAUGGGCAUAUCUACUAAAAGUUCCGCUAGUAGGUAAUCAAAUAAUUUUCCCUAGAAUUCGUUCCAAAAGGUGUUCGUCCCCUGUUCCUUGGAUUUUUUUUUUCAGAUGUGAAAUUCAUUCAGAAUUUCCUCGAAUAGUUUCUUUAGAAGUUUUAAGAGUUCCUCUGGAAGUUUGCGUGAAAUCGCUUCCAGAAAUUAUUUCAGGAGUAUCUUGGGAGGUCUCCAGGAGCUCCUCAGGAAAUCACUCGGAGAGUUUCUCUAGGGAUUCCUUGGGGGAUUCUAGCUGAACCUUUUAGGGUAAUCUCUCCUGGAGUUAAUCGGGAAAUCUACAAGACGUCCUUCAAGACUAGGAAUUGCAGAAACUCCUCUAGGAGUUCUGCGAUGACAUCCUUCAGCAUAUAUUCAAUUUGUAAAUUUCUUGGGAUAUUCCUUCAGGAGUUCCUCAAGAAAUCACUUCGGGAGUUUCGUAAGAAAAGCCCUCCCAUGUUCCUUGAAAAAUUCUUUCAGAUGAAGUUUGUUCAAAAUUUCCUAGAAUAGUUCCUUCAGAAGCUUUUGAAGUUUCUUUGAAAAAUCGUGAGGAAUCUCUUCAAAAAAUAACUCCAGGAGUUUCUUGAGAGACCUUUCCAGGAGAUUUCUCGCAAAUUUGUGAGGAGCUUUCAAAAAUGCAUUCAAAUAGUUUCUUGAGAAUUUUCUCCAGAUAUUUCUUGAAGGAUUUCAGCUGAAAUUUGUAGGAUAAUCUCUCCUGGAGUCACUCGAGAAAUCGAAUGGAAGUCCUCCAAUAUAUUUUCAAAAAUCUACAAAGUUUCCUCCUGGAAUUCGAUGGGAAAUCUCUCCAGAAAUUUCUAAGGAAAUCAUUUCAAGAGUUUCGUACGAUAUUUUUCCCGGAGUUCAUUGGGAAAUUCCUUUCGUAGAAGUUUCUUUAGAAUUUCUUCGGAAUGCUUAUAAAUUCGAGAAAUCUUACUAGAAGUGGUUCAGGAAAUCACUCGAAAAGUUUAUUAGAAAAUUCUGUAGAUAGUUCCUUGGGAAAUAACUCCAAGUUUUCAUCGGGAAAUUACUCCGGAAGUUUUUUGGAUAAUGCCUUCAGGAGAUUCUUAGGCAAUUGCUUGGGAAAUACAUCCAGAAAUUCUUCUAGGAAUUCAUUGAGUAAUUUUAAUCAGGAGUUACUAACUUGGAAAUUUCCAGGAAUUCAGCGCUAAAAUUUCUAUAUUUGGGAAGAAUUUUCCAAGGAGUUCUUCGACAGAUUCUGCCAAAAUAGUCUCACGAAAUAGCUCCUGGAAUUUCUUCAGAAGUUACCCAACAGAGUUGAAGAAGUUUGUUCUUGAAGGUUUUUUUUUUAUUACCGAACAAAUUAUUGAUGGAAUUCCUAGAUAUUUUGCCAAUAGAGAUUCUGGAAGGAAUACCAAAGCCCAUUCUGGAGAAAUUGACAAAGAGCUUUUUAGGGGCGUUUCAAAAGAACUUCUUGGCGGAAUCGUUGAAGAGGUUUCCUGAAUGAGUCAAAAAACGCAAUUUGACAGAAACUGUUCAAGUAAUUUCAGGAACAAUUGUCAUCGUGAAAAUUGAUGGAAGAGCUUUCGAAGAUACUCAAAGAGGAAUUCCGCCAAAGGCCUUCCAGGAAAUGAAGAAUAUCUGCUGAACAAAUUCCCGGAAGAACUUCUGAUCGUCCACUAGAAAGAAUUACUGAAAGAAUUCCUGAAAUAAUAUUUAUUCUUUCUAGAGAAGUUCUCCUUCCACUUUCUCAGAACAAUUGUCGAAGGGACUUCUAGUUGAAUUAGUAAAAAUAUCAAAGUGACUUCUAGUUAAAUUUGUUGGACUGGAGAAAAAAACAGUUUCUCGAUAAAUUUCUCUUCGAGGUAAUUGGAAAAAAAGUUCUUGGGAAAUUGUCUCAGGAAUUCUUUCAGAAAUUCUUCGAGAAAUUCACCUAAAGUAUUUUAUCCAGAAGCUUUUCAAUAAAUCCCUUGAAAGUUCCUCGAGAAUUCCAGCAGGAGUUCCUAAGAGAUGAACCAGCCAAAGGCUGAAGUCUCUAAAAUAAAGCGAAUUGAAUUGAGGAGUUCCUAAGAAAUUUUUUCUACGAGUUUUCAGGGAAAUACGUUUAGCGAUAGUGAAAUAGUCAUCAGGGAAAUCCAAAAGCUACUCAGAAAACUGUUCCAGAAAUUUAUGAAGAAAUUCCUUUGGAAGUUUCUCGGAACAAUCCUUUGAAUUAACGUCGAGAAGUUUCCCCAUGGGUAUCUCGGAAAGUUCUUUCAAAAGUCCAUCUAGAAAUUCCUCCAGAAGUUCUUUGGGAAAUUUCUUCAGAAAGUUAUUUAAAAAUCAUCCCAGAAGUUUCUUGGAAAUUCCUCCACAACUUUCCACAAUUUUCUCUGAAUACUUUCUAGUCUUGGGAUAUCUCGAGGAAUUUCUCGAAGAAUCAAUUCAGGAAUUUCUUACGAAAUUUUUCCAGAAGUUGGAAAAUUCCCUCAGGACAAGUUUUUUUAUAAUCACAUCAGAGAGUUCCUUUGGAAGUUUCUUAGGAAAUGAAUUUUUCGGAAACUUCCUCCAGGAGUUAUUCAGAAAUUUCGUGCAAAUUCUUUUCCGGAAAUUCUUUGAGCAAUUAGUUGGGGAUACUUUCCGCAAACUUUCUGGAAAAUUCUGUUAGGAACUGAAAUGAAAUCACUGUAACAGCUUCUUAGGAAUUUUCGCCAAGGAUUCCUUGGACGAUUCAGCUGGAGUUUCUGGAGUUCAUCUCGCCUAGAGUUUAUCGAGAACUCUACUAGAAGUUUCUCAUGUGCAGGAACUGCAGAUGCUCAUCUGAGAGUUCUCAAGUAGUUUCUUGAAAAAAUAACGUCAGGAAUUUCUUAAGAAUUGUUCCCCGAAGUUGGAAAAUUUUCUCAGGAGAAGUUUGUUUUUCAGAACCACAUCGGAGAGUUUCUUUUGGAAGUUUCUUAGCAAGUCCCUUUAUGAAUUCUAUAGAAACUUCCUCCAGGAGUCAGAAAAUUCGUGCAAAUUUUUUUCCAGAAAUUCCUCCAGGACUCCAGCUUUUUGGUAUUUUUUUAGGAGCUCCUAAAGAAAUCACUGAAGAAGUUUUUGUUUAGGAAUUUUCUCCACGGAUUUCUUGGGCGAUUCUUGGAGCUUCUGGUGUCAAUCUCUCCAUCUCUCCUAGAGUUUAUCGGGCAAUCUAAUAGAAGUUCAGCAAGAGCAUUAAGUGCAGAUACUCCUCUAGGAGCUCCACUUGAAUACUUCCUCCGGAAGUUUCUUAAGAAAUACUUCCAAAAGAUCCUAGACAAAUUCCUCGAAUAAUUCCUGGAGUUAGUUACGAUAUACCGCCAGGAGCUCCUCUGUAAAUCAUUCGAACAGUUUCUUAGAAGUUUUUUCUAAGGAUUCCUUGGAGAUAUUCUUCUAGAGUUGAUCUAGAAAUUUACUAGAAGUUUCUUAAGAACAGGAAUUGCAGAAACUCUUCUAGGAGAUCUGCUAGAAUUCCGGAAAUUCCUCCAGUAGUUAAUCAAGAAAUUCCUCUUUCACUUAAUCGAGAUCUCUGUAGGAGUUGCUUGGGAAAUCGCUUUAAUAGUUUCAUAAGAAGUUUAUCCCUCAGGAGAAGUUUCUUCAGAACAAUAGCGGAGUGUUCAAUAAGAAGUUUCUAGGGAAACUCCCUUAGGAGUUCCUCCGAUACUUCCUUCGGGAGUUGCUUUGAAAAUUCGCGCGGAAUCUCUUUCAGAAAUUCCUCCAGCAGUCCCUUGAAAGAUAUCUCCAAGAGCUUUCUAAUAAAUUCUUUUUGGAGUUCAUUAUAGGGUCACUUGAAAAGCUUCGUGGGAAAUUUCUUCAGGAAUUGCUUGGGUGAGUUCAGCUGGAGUUCCUAGAGUUAUCGGAAAAUCUACUAGGAGAUCCUCGAAAGUAGUACUCUUAAAGGAAUUCUGUGACUAAAUCCAGUGUUUAUUCAGGAAAUUCCGCAAGUAGUUAAUCAAAAAACAAAAUCCUCCUGGAAUUCAUCGGGCAAUCUCUCUAUGAGUUCCUCAAGAAAAUACUAUUAGAUGCUUAGGAAAUUCCUCCCAGAGUUCCUCGGGGGAUUCCAGCAGUAGUAGCUGGAGGAAUUUCUGAAAGAAUUUCUUUGGAGCUACUCUGAAAGUUCUUUCAGGAAUUUGGCAGGAAAUUUCUUCAGGAGUUAUUAGGAAACUACCUCGAAGAAAAUCCUUCAGGAGUUGCUUAGGUAUCUUCGUAAAAGUUUCUUGGGGAUUUGUUUCAGGGAUUUAUUUUAAAAUUUGUUGAGGAAUCUCUUUAGGAGUUACUCAGGAAAUCACUUCAGGAGUUUCUUAGGAAACUCCUCGCGGAGUUUUUUGGGGAGUUUCUUUCAGUUUCCACCACAUUUUCUAGAAAAAUUCUUAUUCGAAGUUUUUUUUUGAAUCUUUUUAGGAGUUCUUCGAAAAAUUUCGUCAAGAGUUCCACCUCAGGAAAUUCCUCUAGUAGUUACUUUAGAAAUUCCACCUGGUGUUCCUCGAAAACUCCCUCCAGGAGUUCCUCAAGCAAUCACUCCAAGAGAAUUAUUUCAAAAGUUUCUCGGAAAAUCACUCCAAUUGUCACUCAAGAGAUUUUUUCGGAAGUUCCUUUUCAGGAGAUUCCUUCAGAAGCUCCUAAGGUAAUCCAUCUAGGAAUCUCUUUUGAUAUUCUCCAUGGUAUUCAUGGGGGAAAUCUCUUCAAGAUUUUUCAGAUAAUCACUUCCGGACUUUCUUAUGAAAGUUGGAAAUAUCCUUCGGGAGAAGUUUCUUCAGAACUUCUUCGGAAAGUUCUUUUUAAAUACUACUUCCUGGGAGUUCAUAGGAAAAUACCUCUAAAAGUUCCUAGGGAUAUUCAUCUAGGUAUUCCUAAUUUUUGAACGUCUUCUAGAAAGAAAAAAAACAUACUGAUGGACUUCCUAGAUGAAUUUUCUAAUAAAUACCUGGAGAAAUUCCAGAGAAGGUGGAAAACUUCUCAGGAAAAUUGUCGAAGGAACUUUCAGUUCAAUUAGCAAAACGCUUGUAGGGAUGAUUUAAAAAAAAAAAUGGGUCCUUGAGUGAUUAACUCUUGGAGAAAUUGGAAAAAAAAUCUUCUGAAGUUCCUCGGGAAAUUACUUCGGGACUUUUUUUUGAAAUUGUUUCAGGAAUUCCGCGGGAAGAAAGCGUAAGAAGUAAUUGGUUAGUUCCUCCAUAAAAUUAUGAUAGAAUUCCAGCAAGAGUUCCUGUGGAAACACUUUCAGGAAUUCCUUGGGAAAUACAAUCAGACUUUACUCGACGUGUUUCUUCAUGAAAUCUUUGAAAAAAUCUCCAGGGGCUUACUGGAAGAUUGCCAGGAGGAAGCUUCUGUGAAAUUCUUAGUGAAAAAUCUUCGGGGAUUUUAUACGAGUUCUUCAGGAAACCGCUUCGAAAGUGUUUCAGGAUUAUCCUGCAGGAGCUCAUCUGGAAAUAUUUCCAAAAGUUUCUCAGAUUUUUUUUUCCAGAAGAGUUUUGAGAAAUUGGUUCAGUGAUUGUUCGACAAAAUGCUUCAAGAGAUCAUCGGUAAAUUUCGUCAAAAGUUCAUUUAGAAAUUCCUUAGGAAUUUCCCCUGAAUUUCUACGAAAAAUCCAUGUGAAAAAUUCCUCGAGCAACUCAUUCAAGAGCUCUUCGGUUCUUCCAGUUGUUAGUGAAAAUAUUCCCCCUGGAACUUUACAAAAAAUUCCUCCUGGGAAUCACUAUAGAAAUUCAUUGGUAAAUACCACUUUUUUUUUGAAAAUUUGAGUUUCUUGAAAAACUUCUCUGAAAGUUGUUCGGAAAGUUCGAGAAAUUGAAAAAAAAAAUUCCAAUAACUUUCCGGGAAAAUCUCCCAAGAAUUGUUCGGGAAGUUACUCCAGCAAUUCAUCGGAAGGUUCCUCCAACAGUAAAUCGGGAAAUCUCUCCUGAAGUUUCUCGAAAAAUGUUUUCAGAAGCUCAUCGAAAAAUAUCUCUAGCUCUAGUCUUUCUUCAAGAAACUUCUUAAAUAGUUAUUGAAUAAAUUUAUCCUGAAGUUCCUCGGGACAUUUCUCCAGGAGUUUCUCAGCUAAUUAUUUUAGGAGAUUAUUGGUAAAUUCUCCCAGGAGUUCCUGGAAAUAUGUCUCCAGAAAACUCUUAACAAAUUCCAGCAGGAAUUUCGUCAAAUGUAGACCAAACGGUUUUUUUAUCUUCAAGUUGUGUAGAAGUCCAAAAUGAAUCACCAUACCUGAGUUAUGUGAACUUUCCUCAAUAAACAAAAAAUAGAAAAUUUAAAAAACUUACUUUUUGAAAAAAUAGCACAAAAUAUUCGUUAUUCAAAAAUCUUAACAAAACAAAAUUUCUACGUAGCAGUUUGGCAACCUUGUUUUUCUGAAUAGCUGUCACUUGUAGACAUUGCAGUGCUGCCAAAUGUCUUUUGUCUAUUUAGAGAUUUGUUUCAAUGACAAUUUAUAAAAUUUCUUCGCAACCAUUCAGUUUGUUCAACGGCGUUCCCAUAUCUUUUUAUUUCUUUUGCUUUAUUUUGUUUAUUUUUCUCGCCUUUAUUAUGAUUUUUCCCUCUCUCCGUAACCUCGAUUGGUUGUACAGCAGAAACUACUGUGAAGAAUGCUAAGCUAUUCGCCAGACAUUCGUGAACGAUCGAGAUUUGACUGAUUGCGUCUGUUUGUGUAGUAUUCGUGUAUUGGUGUGAAUGUUGAUGUUUGGGAACGUUUUCCUAGAGUGUAAGCAUUAAUUAUUUCAUUCGAAAAAUCUAAAAAAUACUUCUAAAUUAUUAAUUGGAAAUUUUUGAAAAAGAAAAUGUAAACAAUUUCUAUCAUUAUAUAUCGAUAAAUAUACCAAAUACUAAUUUUAUACAUUUACCCCUCAAUUACGGCAUAACAUAAUGGUAAAACAAAAAUUUCAAAUCAAAUCACUCUGCAGCAGCGAAAAAAGUGAAUCAUAACCCUGUAGCGUUAGAAAACAAAAGUUGUAUACACUAUUUUGUAAGUGAAAUCAGUAACUUAACACACAAAAAAUAAAACAAUAUUAUUUAUAGCGUGAAGUAAAACUUUUUGUAUAAACAGACAAAAGAUAAACAAAACAAACAAAUCUGAAAACAGACAAACAAAUCCAAACAAAUCCAUUGAAGGCUAUCAAAACAAAUCAAGAAAACACGUCCAACUCUUUGCGCAACCGCAAGCAUAUAACAUUUCUAAACUCGUUUUUUUUCUCGAAAAUUCAAUAACUGUCACCGCGUCAUCAAACUGUCAUCCACAUUAAACAAUUCAUUCAGUGUUGCCAUACCCGCGGCGGGACAAAAUCUACCUACUAAUGUGUGUGUGAGUGAAAAGCGAAAAGCGAAAAACGAAAAACUGAUUUCCAUUUUUCAGAAUAAAAUUUGUAAUUGUACUACAUACCUACCCACUAGGAUUGAACGAACGUAAUCUCAAAAGUUAUAUUAUGUAAACAGAAAAGCAAGCGUUACAAAUAUUUAGUGGCGUAGUCUACGAAAUCAUGACACACUUUGAUUUCCAAGUUUUCUGCGCAGUCACGGUUGGAUUACCAUUACCGGCGAGUGCAUGACUGAUCAUAUAUUUAACAGCAAUUCAGCUUUGAGUUGUUUUUUUUUCGAUUUUUUACCCAUAUUUUCGUAACCACGGUUGUCUUGUCUCUGUUUUUUGCUAACGAACGAUAUACAUAAGCCAGAAACACAUUCAAAUUCCACGCACACAUUACAAUAUAUUCAACAACACUGUACUAGGGCGAAGGAAAAUUUCGCCGACAUCACUCUCUUACUAAAAAGUUCUCAUCUUUUUCACAUCUUUGAAAAAGGUUUCAAAGUGACCGCGAAAAUUUACACACAAACAUUUGAAAACAAGAAAAAAAAACAAAACACAAAACUGCGAGAUGGGCGACGAGAGUGUGAAGUUUGACACGUUUUUACCUUUGUACCACAGAGAACAGACGUCCAAGUCCAGUCCCGAAACUGUGUAAGGAAUUUAACGGCCAUUUGAAAUCGGCAACACAAGUGGCAAUAGCGUGGCGCUGCAAUCGGUUAAUUUCCCAUACUAAUUUAAUUCACCACUUGAAAUGUUUCAAUUCACCACUGACUGUGGCAAUAUGGUGUUUGGUGGCGUUAGUGUUGUCAUCGUAUAUUGGUUUGCAACCUUACUCAAGUAAAGAUUCAAAUCCUUACACAACUUUCCGAAUGAAAUUUGUUCUAGCCUGGAUGUCUGUUCUCUGUGUUUGUACAUAACAACUCUAUACCAGCGUAUUAUUAUAUUUCGAGUAUAAUGAAAGACUUCGAAGAAAAAAAUAAGCGCAGAAAAUAAAUCGACAAACAAUGAAA
Molecule: messenger RNA, 15627 nt
Organism: Aedes albopictus (Asian tiger mosquito)
Lineage: Eukaryota; Metazoa; Arthropoda; Insecta; Diptera; Culicidae
Gene: Rab40
Product: ras-related protein Rab-40C
Exons: 2
Coding region: 10-858 (282 amino acids)
Biological process (GO): intracellular signal transduction; protein localization to plasma membrane
Cellular component (GO): endosome; synaptic vesicle; plasma membrane
Molecular function (GO): GTP binding; GTPase activity
Source: RefSeq, a predicted model, not a curated record